AUGCUUCGCAACGCAGUAUCCCGAUUUAUUCUCCUCCCAACCCGCCAAACCGUCCCCGCAUCCGCUUCAUGGUCCUCGUCUUUCUUCCUCACUGGCACCAGGCUCGUAUCCACACACGCAACCGCACCCUCGAACGAAAUAUACCCAAGUGCCACCAGCACCAGCACUAGCACCCCUCCCUUCGAUCCAAGCUCAAGCGCGAACCCAGUUACAGGCACCGUAACAUCAUCUCUCAAUGCUACCGACUCCGACUCGAAGGGACGAGGAACACGGAGAGAGAAAGUAUUCCGCCCGAAACGCGUCAAGUGUUUCUUGUGUAAUCAGAGGGGCCACGUCGCGAAGUUCUGUCCGACUGCUGCUGAGGUCGUUGCCGCUACUGCUGGGGGCGAAGUAGAAGGGCAAGGGGAAGGGGCAGGGGAAGGGAAGGAGGUGGCUGAGGUGCCGGAAGAGGUCACCUAA
This is a messenger RNA of Stereum hirsutum FP-91666 SS1, 459 nucleotides long. RefSeq lists its product as uncharacterized. Gene Ontology annotation, molecular function: zinc ion binding; nucleic acid binding. The transcript has 2 exons. Bases 1 to 459 code for a protein of 152 amino acids. The record is from RefSeq and is a predicted model, not a curated record. NCBI's taxonomy places the organism in Eukaryota, Fungi, Basidiomycota, Agaricomycetes, Russulales, Stereaceae.